UGUUUCGACGAACAGCAGCAUCUACUGUUAAGUUGGAGAACGAGUUGUACCUCGUUGUCACCUUUAUUUCAAAGUUGGCAAGAUUGAAAAAUAUGCGUUGGGCAUUAUUUUAGCAUCAGUAUUUCGUCUGCAGGUGAUCUAACGUUAGCCUAGUCCUCGAGCCGCACAAUCUUGGAGAAAAUCGCGGAGUCUGGUUGUAUGAUCCGUGGGGGUUUUGUGUAGACUUUUCCACGUCUCCGUGAUCUGCUGUGACCGGAACCUUGCUUCUCCAAGCUCUAGGGUAUGGUCUUGUUUUGAUCCCUCGCAUGGAUUUGAUUUUACGAUGUUUACGUUGGGGAUUAGGUUCCAGUGUGUCAACUCCACCGCCUGAACUCGACGGUCCCUUGCAGUUUGUAUUAAGGGUAGAGGAGGGACAUGGGCAAGAGGCAGAAGAAGAAACAGGCGCGAACCAGUAGGAAUAUCCGACAGGUGCAGCGAGCGAACGCAUCCAAGCAAGCUGCUUCAUCACCUACAUCGAUUAUGACGCCUUUUCCAAUGUCAUCGGGAGGGACUAGUGUGGACGAUUCCUCUUCUGACUUUCAUCUUCUAAACUUCGAGGACACGAGUUGCUGUCAACAUGUCGAGAAUGGUGUUAAUCUAGAUAAAUUGCGCUCUCAGUUUGCCACAAAACCUCCGAUGGAGUGUCAUGAGUGCAUGUUGGGUAAAACAGAUAAAGUAGCAACAGCACCAGUAGCGGAGAAACCUCUGUGGACAUGUCUUGCUUGUGGUCAGACUGGAUGCGGCUUUCAAAUACCGGAAGCUAAGGACGUAGAUCAGAACAAUAGUGGACCAACUAGUGUCUCUCAUUUAGAAACACACGCAAGUCAGUCGAAUCACUCCGUGGUCAUGCGGUGGAACGAAUCUUUAGACUGCCGUUGUCUCGAGUGUAAUUUGCAGCUCAAGUACCCAAGUGUUCCUGGACAAGCUUUUGCUGUUGGGGACGAGAGCUCAAAUGAAGCAAGUAAACGUGAGUUGUUACUACAGCAAGCAGCAACUUUAUUGCAUGAAAAUAGAACUCGUCAUCCGACCUUCUCAAAGGAGAAGGACGCUCAAAUGGAGUCCGAUCAAGUUGCUAAAGUCGACGAAGGUGAUUCUAGGUCAUCCAGUAAUCAUACAAUAGAAGUCAAACCAGCUAGGUCGUUCGCUACCAGGUCGGUGAUGAAAGGGUUGAUGAACUUGGGCAACACUUGCUUUUUCAAUUCGGUGAUGCAGAACCUCGUUGGUGUGAGGAUGCUCCGGGAGCAUUUCGGUAAAGAAACAAUUGCACAAGAAGGUGUAUUGAAAUCGUCUCUCAGAAACUUUUUCCAGGAAAUGGACUCUAACCCUGUUCAGAAAUUAGCUGGGGUCGAUGUAGUCGAGAGAUCAAUCAGGACUUGCUCGUUUGGAAUCGGCAAUGUGGGUAGCGCUGUAAGUCCGAAAAUACUCUUCUCUGAGAUUUGUAAGAAAGCUCCAAGGUUUAGGGGUUUUCAACAGCAAGACAGUCAUGAACUCUUGCGGUGUUUACUGGAUGGAUUGCACAUGGAGGAAGAAAGCAUACGGAAGGCCCAAUUCGGUAUGGAUAAAAAAGUUGAAUCAGGCGCUGAUUCAAAUUCCAAAGACGAGGACGGCAGCCUCGAAAAAGCCCCUAAGAAGCCCGACACAUUGGUAGAGUACAUGUUUGGCGGGCAGUAUUCAAGUACUGUGACUUGUUGCGAGUGUGGUCACUCUUCGGUUGUGUAUGAGCCCUUUUUAGACUUGUCUUUGCCAAUUCCGUCGAAGCAAUCUUUCGGGAAGACUGCGGAGCCUAUUGGAGUGCCGAAAUUGUUUGCACCUCGAAGUAAAAGAGAGAAUCCAUCUGGUAAUGGAAUUCUAAGCUUGAAAGCGGCACAAAUUUCACCAUUUGUUUCCGGACCAGCUGAUGAUGUACCUACUGCCAUUAAGGAUCAGAAAAAAGUGGAAGUACCUCCUCCCAUCGUUGGGUUUAAUUUGGAGCGAAAUAUUUCUGCUGGCGAUACUGUGGAUUCUGAGAACUCGAAUGGGAAUUAUUCGAGAUCUGAGGACAAGAGAAAUGCUACGAUUGUUGGCAAGGAUCACGUCGGAAAAGUAGUUCGUCCACCUGCUACUCCCCUUCCCUGUGAAUCUUUAGCUGAAGCAUUUGUUUCUUGUGGUAAAACCAACAGUACCAAUUUAUGGAGUGAAAAUGUGGACAAGCCUAUCAAAGAGACUGCUGUAGAGGGUGGUGGUAAAGUAUUAAUAGACGCUCAACGAAUUGGUUCUGAUGCUCCGGAAGCUGCGAGCAGAGCAUCUCAUGCUAACCAAUCAAGAGAUGUCGAGGUUAAUUCUCAAGAAGAGCCUUCCACUAAGUAUGGCGAGGAGGCUGAUCAGAACCCUUCUCGAGGGAUUAUUUCAACGCAGGGUGUUGAGGCCUCCCAAACUGAUGAGUCACUUGCUGUCUUCCAGCUGGAAGAAACUGUUGUCCCCUUUGGUCCCCAUCUUCCAUUUGAAGGCUAUGGUUGUGCCGAGGACCAGUGUAUGGCCCUGCCUCUCCUCCCGCCUUGUAAUCCGUCUUUAGAGGUGGAAAUGCAGACCGUCGUUGGCUGCUCUGAAAAACCAUUAGCUGGAGAUCAAUCCAGCAUGAAUCAAGGAUCCACGUUGACCAGCGAGGGCCAGUUGGGGUCUUUUGUUUCUGUCGAAGAAGGAGAAGUCGAUGUCGGUAUAGGUGGUCUCUUUGAUGAUAUUGAUUGCAAUUCGCCUUCAAGGAACGACACAGCACCUGAGUCUCAAGUUUUGAAUUCCAUUGAUUUUGGUAGCUUCAAUAGUAUGGACGCUCUUGUUAUUUCUGAUGGUAGGUCUGGAUCCGUUAGGGAUUUUUGUGAAGAAGAUAUUUAUCCCACUAUGUCACUUGAAGGCUGUUUGCAGGCCUUCACUAAGACUGAAGUUCUGUCAGGAGAGAAUGCCUGGGCUUGUGAGAAUUGCACUCGUAUUGCGCAUGGCCGACAAGAACUUGAUCAAUUGAGUUUACGUGAAAGAGAACAAGAGACAAAUUGUUUAGAUAAAUUGUCAGAAGCUGAAGAGUGCAGUGUUGAAAUCAGACCAAUUUCAGACACUGACAAUUCUGGUGAAGGAGGGUGGGAGUCGGUGAGUCUUGUACAUCGUGAGGGUAGUGUAGAGGAUUUGAUUGGCUCAACCAAUUCCAUGAGCAUGAUAGUAGUAUCUACUCAAGAAACAGUCGAGUCCGUAAAAAAAGUAGAUCAAAGUGAUUGGGGCAUGGUUGGAGCUAUUUCCAAGGAUGAAUUUAGUCAAUUGGAUGUUCAGUUGAAUAAUGCUGAAAUAGUAGAUAGAAGAGCUGGGUCAAGUUUAGCGGAGCUCCGUACUGUUGAUGGUACUGAAGAACCUCAGCCUUUCAAUGCGAAAGAGGAUGGAGAAGAACCCCAUGUAAUAGUGGGAAAGUCGUUUGCAAAUGCAGAUGAAAGGGAUGAAAAUAUUGCAUCAAUUAUUAGUAAGAGUGCAGUUAGUCCAGCUGACAGGGCUCAUAAGCCAGACAUAAAUGGGAAGGCUUCUGCAAAUGCUGCUCUUAAAGCAGUUUCUCGUAGUCCCCAGGAGGAAAUCGGUAAGAAGAAAUUGGAAAAGGAUGUCACGAAGAUGGUCAGCGUCAAAAGGGAUGCAACUAAAAGGCUCCUGAUCAGUAAAGCCCCACUCGUUCUCACAGUGCACUUGAAAAGGUUUGCCCAAGACACAUAUGGGCGAUUGAGCAAGCUGGGUGGACAUAUUACCUUCCAUGAGGAGCUUGACCUGGGUCCAUUUAUUGACCAAAGGGAUAGCAUUAAACAAGAUGGUGUGUACCAAUUGAUUGGUACUGUGGAGCACUCCGGAACAAUGCGAGGUGGUCACUAUGUCGCGUAUGUCAAAGGAGAAUCGGAAGACUCCACUGAGGGUAAAUCCACAUGGUACUACAUCAGUGAUUCACAUGUUCGUAAGACAAGCCUAGACGAUGUAUUGCAGAGUGAAGCCUAUCUACUGUUUUAUGAAAGGCGAGCUUUUGACCAAAGAGCAUCUACUGUCGAUAUUAAUUGCAGAAGCGCAUCUUAAUCUUCCAGAGGUGAUUGUCAUGUGUUGGUCUCCAAUUGAGCAAGAGGUCAAUACAUUUUUUUCCCUCGUUUGGCCAGGAUAGAUGGUCUUAGAUUCCCUUUCAGUUGUUUCGGAAGGAAAGAGUCGAGUUUUGUUGUUCAGCAUGUUAAAUACUGCGGAGUGUUGAUUGCUGUCAUUUUUUCCCCUUCUCCUUACAUGUCUUGGCAUUUGCAAACCUUGUCGAGGUAAGAAGUUCAAGGGUGUGUUCAAUAUCCUCCUGCUAGAGGUCUGAACUUGUUCUGCAGCUAUCUGAGGGUACCAAGUUUCGCUUCCAGUCGAACACAGCGGGUUUCUAGGAGUAAAAAAAACGUAUGAGACAGUGUUAGAGGUAAAAGCUAGAAACUAGAACCUGCUUGGUUCUGAUAUCUACACAGCACGCCUUCUUGGGGUGAUUAACAGCUUGUAGGGUGUUACGUAUGGAAAUUUUAGAGGUGUAGAGCCGUAUGUGAUUCUUGGAUAAAAUUUAUAAGUUUAUUUAACAGUCCUCAUUGGCCUUUUUAGACAUUUAUUAAUUCAAGUUUUAUUCUUUUGUUUGAGAA
Messenger RNA from Physcomitrium patens, 4685 nucleotides. The record is from RefSeq and is a predicted model, not a curated record. Lineage: Eukaryota; Viridiplantae; Streptophyta; Bryopsida; Funariales; Funariaceae.